AUGAUUCGGGCCAAGUUCACCGAGUACAAACAGGCUCUGCGAAACAACUGGGUGGGCCAACCGCAGUACACUGAGAAGGACUACCCGGAUAUUGACGGCAAGAAUUUUGUCGUCACUGGCGCCACCGGAGGAGUGGGUCUGGAGGUGACCAAGCUGUUGCUGGACAAAAAGAGCCACGUGAUCAUGGUUGGCCGGUCCAGAAGCGAUUGGCAGCCCGUCCUGGACCAGCUCCAGAAGGACCACUCGCACGGCACGUUGGAUUUCGUGGAGGCCGAUCUGGCAGACUUGACCACAGUGCAACGGGCAGGAGAGUACAUUCGAACCAAGUACCCGACUCUAGAUGGCGCCAUUUUCAACGCCGGAGUCAUGGCCCCGCCCUACUCUCUCACUCCACAGGGCCAAGAGUCGCAAUGGGGAGUCAACGUGGUCUCGCACUUUCUGUUGGCCAAAUACAUUUCUCCAGCGGUGAUCGCCGCGGCAAAAACUGCCCCCAAAGACUCGGUGCGCCUCGUGUGGUUGUCGUCGUCAGUCACAUUCGUGAGCCCGUACGAAGGAGGUAUCAAAUUCGACGAUAUCAACCACCAGGACGACAAGAACCCGUCUCCCUGGACGCUCUACUCACAGUCCAAGAUCGGAGACGCCUAUCUGGCAUAUCUGUGGUCCAAGCACCAUCCUGACUCGGGCGUGGUCUCCGUGUCCGUCGAUCCGGGCAAUCUGUCCUCCAAUUUGUCCCGACAUUACCCAAUCCUCUCCACCCUCAAGAGCUACAUUCAGUACCCUCCUAAGUACGGAGCCUACACAGAGUUGUCUGCACUGCUCAAUCCUGCCGUCAAGAACAACGAGCAUCUCAUUCCCUGGGGCGUUCGAGGUCAUCUUAGACUGGAUGUUGACGAUGGGCGCCGAGGAAGUGUCGGAGAGGAGCUCUGGCAGCGUCUUAACAAGGACGUUGCUCCCUACUUCAAGGAGGAAUGA
This is a messenger RNA of Yarrowia lipolytica CLIB122, 972 nucleotides long. RefSeq lists its product as uncharacterized. NCBI's taxonomy places the organism in Eukaryota, Fungi, Ascomycota, Dipodascomycetes, Dipodascales. The record is from RefSeq and is a predicted model, not a curated record.